AAUACUAUAUAUGUGCACUCAGUGCAUCAGGACUCUAUCAAUGACAGCUUGUGGGACACUUUCAAUGGCAUCACUAGGGCUUCUUGAAAUCUUCUUCGCAAUUGUUGCCCUGGCCAUCUCUUGCUGUUUCGGAAACAAAAAAAAGAGGCUGCCGAGGAACUGGCCGCUUGUAGGAAUGCUGCCAGAUUCUAUCCGGAACCUCCACCGGCCAUAUGAAAGGAUCGCAGAGGUUAUACAGCUAAGUGGGGGCAGUUUUAUAUACAAAAGCCUCUGGUUUUUUAGCCCUAACGUCUUGAACACUGUGGAUCCAGCCAACAUACAUUACAUAAUGAGCUCAAACUUCUCAAACUUUCCAAAGGGGUCUAUGUUCUCUAGAAUAUUUGAUAUUCUUGGAGAUGGUAUUUUCAAUGCUGAUUCACACUUGUGGAAGAAUCAGAGGAAACUUGCUCACGUGUUGAUUAAUCACCAGCAGUUUCAGAGGUUCUUGGUGAAGAGUAGCUGGAAUAAGGUGGAGAAAGGGCUCAUUCCAGUCCUUGAGCAUGUGGCUAAGCAAGGCUCAGUGGUAGACUUACAAGAUGUGUUCCAAAGGUUUACAUUUGAUAUCACUUCCAUACUGGUAACUGGGUAUGACCCAGGAUGCCUCUCCAUUGAAUUCCCUCAAGUUGAAUUCUCAAAGGCAAUGGAUGAUGCUGAAGAAGCAAUAUUUUAUAGGCAUCUCUGGCCAGAAAUAUUUUUGAAGCUACAAAGGUGGCUAGGGUUUGGACAAGAGCAGAAACUGAAAGAAGCUUGGCAAACGCUGGAUCAUAUGGUAGCAGAAUAUAUAUCAAGGAAAAGGGAAAAACUCAGCAAGAAAACCACAACGAUAGAAGAUGAAGAUGGUGUUGACUUGUUAACGUCAUACAUGAGUCAUCCUGAAAUCAUGGGAUUAAAAACAGACGACAAAUUUCUAAGAGACACCAUUGUAAAUUUCUUUCUAGCAGGGAGAGACACCACUAGCUCUGCUCUUACUUGGUUUUUCUGGCUUGUUUCUCAGAAUCCUCAAGUAGAAAGCAAGAUUAGACAAGAGUUAAAAGCAACCAUGCCAGCAGAAGAAAGGGAGAAUUGGAGGCUAUUUAGCACACAAGAGCUAAGCAAUCUAGUUUAUCUCCAUGGGGCCCUGUGCGAAACGUUAAGGCUUUAUCCACCUGUCCCAUUCCAGCAUAAGGAACCUCUAAAGUCAGAUGUCCUUCCAUCGGGGCACCGUGUCGGUCCGAACAUGAUGGUGCUAUUUUCCGUGUAUGUGAUGGGAAGGAUGACAUCAAUAUGGGGACCAGAUUGCUUAGAAUUUAAGCCAGAAAGGUGGAUCUCUGACAGUGGAAAGAUCAAACAUGAACCCUCAUACAAGUUUUUAGCUUUCAAUGCUGGUCCAAGGACUUGUUUGGGGAGAGGUGUUGCUUUCACUCAAAUGAAGGCAGUAGCAGCUGCUAUAAUCCACAACUACCAAGUUCACGUGGUGGAAGGCCACCCUGUGGCUCCUAGUAGCUCCAUCAUUCUUCAUAUGAAGCAUGGCUUAAAGGUCAGUCUUUCAAGGAAAUGGAUCUGAAAUCUGAAUAGGUAGUUUUCCGUGAUUGGAGUUGUGUUUAAAUUCCUGUGGCUAUUGUGUUUAAUUAUGCGUGCCCGAUUCUGGACUUUGAUUCCAGAGUUUGUGCCUGCAAGUGUAAGCUUAUUUCUUGCUCCUCCGCAAAUAAUCGUAUCUGAAGGGCUUAUGUUAUCAA
Messenger RNA from Populus trichocarpa (black cottonwood), 1754 nucleotides. Its product is annotated as alkane hydroxylase MAH1. The transcript has a single exon. Bases 11 to 1582 code for a protein of 523 amino acids. Gene Ontology annotation, molecular function: heme binding; monooxygenase activity; iron ion binding. Lineage: Eukaryota; Viridiplantae; Streptophyta; Magnoliopsida; Malpighiales; Salicaceae. The record is from RefSeq and is a predicted model, not a curated record.